AAAAAAACUCGUUGCACACAACAGCAAAACACGCAACAAAAAAAUUAAAAUAUUAAUUCGAUUUAAAACAAAACGCAUUACAAUUAAAAGCAAACAAUGAGUGCCAGCUAAGUGCCUCAAUUGGCCGGAUAUGUGUAAAUCAAGUGCAGUGCAAUUAGCAAUACAAAAAUUUGUUUAAUAUAGCCUACAUACAAAUACAAAUACAAAAAAAGAAAUAUUUUUUCGUAAGUGUCGCAGAAUUUACUAGUUGCUGUUGGUGUAUGCGUGCCCCACUCGUGCUUGUGUGUGUGCGUUUACGUGUGUGUGUGUAUGUGUAAGCAUGUGUAAUUGUGUUAGUGACUUUGACUGCAUUUUGCGUACGUUUUUCUUUUGUUUUUGAUUAAAAUGUAAUACAUAAAAAGAACAACAACAACAAAGUCGCAAGGCAAUAGCCGCCCUAAACACAACAACAACAAUUAAUUUGCUGCUAUACAACACUACAACACUGGUGAAAGAGAAACACACACACACCAAAAAAAUAGCAGCAUGUCGCAUUCAAUGUAUGCGUGUGUGUGUGUGUCGCUGUCGUCGUCUCGUCACAACGUUUGCAUGUGUGCGUGCGUGUGUGUGUUGAUUAGUAGUAUUUGUGUUAAAUAAUGUUUAAACAUUUCUUUAUUUCGCACAACGAACACAACAACAAUAUUUUUGAUGCGUUUGCAUUUUAAUUCAAAAAGCAACAACAACAACAACAACACCAACGCCAGCAACCUGCCAAUAAUAAAAACAAGAGGAAAAGUAACACCAAGAACAACAACAACAACAACAGCAACCACAACUCAUGCGGUGCUCAAAAGCCAUCGCCAACUUUAACCUCUUCUCAACAAGAGCAGCACAAAAUCAACUACAACUAUUUCAACAACAACAACAACCACAAGUGUUUAAAGCUACAGAGAGCAACGGCGUCGCCAAUCGCCGCUCGCUCUCAAUAUCUCAGGAGUUGUUGUUGUUGCACAAUUAUUAACGUUGGAUUAACCUCCCCCCACCACCACCACCUUCCGUCACCUGCCAACCAAGGUUCUAAUGUAGGGGAAAUACCAGCAACAACAACAACAAUCGCGUCAACAGCAGCAACAGCAAACGACAACAACCACAACGUCAGCAGCAACGGGACAUGGAUAUUCAUAUGAAAAAACUAACGAAACCACGCGCGCGUUAUGGCCCAACAGCAACAACAACACCAGCAGCAACAACAACAUCAUCAGCAGCAACAGCAGCUGCAACAGCAACAACAACUACUCCAGUACAAUAACAAUUUGUACAAUAAUUAUAACAUGGAGGAUCCCGAACGGCGGAAAAGGCGGGAACGGGAAAAAUAUGAACGACAACAGGGCAUACAGAGCGACGAUCGGGAGACUAGUCUAUUCGCGGAGCCGCGUCGAGUGACGCCCGGCGAGGCGGAUGCGGAAAUAACCGCGGCCCUCGGUGAGUUCAUCGAAGCGCGGGAUUACAUGAAUGCCUCCACGGUGGGGAUCUAUCGCCAGGCGCCGACAGCGUCGAGUGCGCGUCUCCAGGCGCUGCCGAAUAAGGCUGGCUUGGCCACCGCAUCGUUAUCCGCUAAUGCCUCCUCCGCCUCGUCGUCCUCCUCAUCAUCAUCAUCAUCAUCGUUAUUAUCAUCCGCCUCGGUGCCUGGCCAGCUGCCCACGUCACAGCAACAACAGCAGCAGCAGCAACAACAGCAACACUAUCAACAGCAGCAACGGCCGCCCACCUAUCUGAAGCAAGCGGACAAUAAACCUCCCUACAAUGGACGCGGCGGUUAUCCCGGCCAGCCCAUGAAGAACGACAUCCCCUCGAGUAGCGGCAUGGCGCCACCUCGAGGUCCGCCCAGAUCUUCAUCCUCCUCCACGUCGUCGUCGUCCUCUUCCAGCAACAACAACAACUCGUCCAGCGCCACAAACAAUGCCACAGCGGCAGCGACGUCUGCAUCCUCGCCCCUCGGACCGCCCAUCUCCACCCAGAUGCCGAAUGGACGCGAGAAGUCCUACCUCGGGCCGCCCGCUCCCGCGCUCUCCAACGGCGGUCGCUUCGUCCCGCCAGCGGCCAGCAGCAAGCGUCCGGGCAGCAACUCCGGUCUGCAGCCACCGCCCCCAGAGAAGGACGUGAAUAAGAUGAUCAGCGAGAUGACGAACAGUUAUCGGGUGACGCCGCUGACUUCGAUAGCGGCGACGCCGCAUGCGCCGAUGCGCGAGAACUACAACCUGAAUGGGCCCAAUAAGUUUAAGUAUGCAUUUGAUGCAGUGGAUCCCAUUGGACCACUCAACUCCCCGCCGGCGGCGUCGAGUGCCUCAUCGCUGAUGACGCCGCUGCUGACGCCAAUAGCGCAAAUCACAUCCCCAAUAGCCCCGCUGCUGACGACGCCCCCUCAGGCCAGUCAACUGCCCCUCGUGGCGCCCCUGGCAGGUGCCACAACGGUGCCGCCCUCCUCGCUGGUCGCCCCCAUUCCCAUUCCCAUCCAGCAACUGUCGCCCACUCCGCCAAAGGCAUCGCAAAUAGCGCCAGCGAUAAAACCGCUCAAAACGGAAAAAGGCUACACGCUGGAGAAGCAGGACUCCUGUCUCGAGAACGAUCUGGAGCUCUCGGAGUCGGACGACGAAGGCCGCAAGAAGGAUGGUCGUUCAGCUGGAAAUAGCAGCAACAGUUCGGAAUCGGAUUCGAGUGAAUCUGGCAGCGAGGCGAGCAGCAAAGGCGAACUGCAGCAGCAGCAGCAACAACAGCAGCAACAUCAGCAGCAGCAGCAACAGGAGGAACAAGAGUUGCUGCAACAACAGCAGCAGCAGCAGCAACAGCAACUGUAUAUGCAGCAGCAAUCGUCGCAGCAGCAGCAACCACAACAGCAGCGACAAUUUCUAGUAGCCAACAAUGCGAAUGGCAGCAAGAAGAAAUACAGUCAGACGAUCAUUGCGAGUGGACCGAACACAAUCAGCGGACUGUUGACCUCAAGUGGCGCUGUCAACUCAACGGGCAGCAGCAGCGGAGGCAGUGGCAAUGGCGGUGGCAAUGGCGGUGGCGGAGGCUGUUCGAGCAGCUCGGGAAUGGGCACGAUGAGCAGCUCGAGUUCGUCGAACAAGACGCCAUCGCCAACGGACAGCAAUCGAUGGACGCUGAGUCGGUUCUUUCCGAAGCCAACGAAUCAAACGAACUCGGCGGAGAAUGCGUCACCUGGGGUGAGCAUGAAAGUGCCGGGAAUCCUUCCGGGCGGGGCACAAAUCAUACCCGAAUCGAUUGAGGUGACCACGGCGAUUGUGAAGAACGAGAAGUUGCUGCACGAGGAGUCGCGACAUCACGGCGACGACGACGAUGACGACACCAACGAUGAGCAGCAACAGUCGCGUUAUUCCGGUCUCAGUGUCACCGUGAAGAAGGAGGCCCUCGAGCAGCAGCAGGAGCAACAGUUGCAGCAACUGACGUCGGGUCAAAUCAAACGCGAGUCGCGACUUUCAGACUCGGGAUCAGGCAGCGCCAGCGGCAGCAGCAGCUCAGACAGCGCUGCCGGCGGCGGUGGCAACAGCGAAGUUGUUCCUCUUCCUGGACCCGGAGGCAAGUUGCAAAUCCCAGGCGUGCCUGCAGACAUCACAACAGUGUCGCGUGUGCCGCAAGCGACGCAACACAAGUCGCAGCCAAACAGCGUCACGUUGACGCCGUUGCCAGCGUCGCCGAAGCAGCGACAGAAGCGUCAGCGGAAGAAGAAAGGUUCCGUGGCGCAAUCCGCAGCGUUGUUGCACUCGGAUUCAAGUGAUGACGAUGAACCGGCGAGCAACAACAAGAAGCAUGCGCUAGAGUUGGCAACAGUUGCUGCCGCAGCAGCAGCAGCCACGCUACCCAUUGCUGCUGCUGCUGCUGUGCCAGCAGUGAAGAAGGGACGCGGCAGACCACGCAAACAGCAGCAGCAGCAGCAACAGUUGCAGCAACAACAGCAGCAGCAGAGUGGCAAUCUGAGCAGCGCUUCGGCCAGCAGCAGCACGCAGGCAAAGGGACCAACGUUGACGGCAGCCAAGAAGCCGCUGGCCAAGCAAUCGAAUGCAACGGCAGCCGUAACACCAACAGCAACCACAGUUAGUCGCAAGCGUGAGCACAGCAGCAACAGCAGCAGCAAUGGCAACACGCCCACCAAGAAGUCAGCGCCACAGCCGCCGCCUGUUGCCGCCGUCGCUGCGUUGGCUGGCAGCAGCAGCGAUGAGGAGAGCAGCAGCAGCAGCUGCAGCAGCACAAAGUCGAGCAACAGCAGCAGCAGCGACAGCGACACAGCAGCCACAGUUGGUGGUGGCGGUGGUGGUGCAGCCAAGGCGCACAAUCCAGCCAAGAAGCGCAUUGUGAAGAUCAACAUGCUUGGCAGCAGCAGCAGCAACAACAACAACAAGACAAAGCAACGAUACAGCGCGGCGAGCAGCAGCAACAGCAGCAGCAGCGAGACUGAAGAGUUGCAGCAGAAGCAAAAGCAACAGCAGCAACAGUUGCAGCAGCAGCAGCAGCAACAGCAAAUGCUGCUGUUACAGCAGCAACAGCUGCAACAGCAGCAACAGCAAUCAUUUGCACUGCAACAGCAGCAACAACAACAGCAGCAGCAACAACUGCAACAGCAGCAGCAGCAACAAAAUAGCAACAGUCAAAGGUUGAGCAGCAGCGAUUGCAGCAGCUCGGCGAGCAGCGGCAGCAGCAGCAACAGCAGCAGCGGCAGCAGCAGCAGCAGCGAUGAGGACGACACUGCGCAUCGGGGCAGCGGGAAGCGGAAGAGUGAUAAGAAGAAGAUCUGCACACUGACGCGCAUCUUCAAUCCCAAAGAGGGCGGUGCCAAAAAGCAGGGACAAGUUGUCAUCAUCGAUCAGUCCGAGGAGCAACAACAACAACAGCAACAGCAGCAGCAACAACAGCAGCAGCAACAGCAGCAACAACAGCAGCAACAGGCGGCAAAGGAGCAAAGCAAGGCGAGAGCCACGCCCAUACAGGUAUUGGGCGCCAAUCUCGCCUCCCCCGCGCGCACCACAACCCCUCACCUCACCUCGCUGAUGUGCAAAAUCUCGCUGACGAAGCUGGCGCGAGUUCCUCCCGAAUGGUAUAAGAACAGCUAUCGUCUGUACCCCGCGACAACCGAGCAGCAACAGCAGCAGCAGCAGCAACUGUUGCCCGAUGGCCAUCGACUGAAGGAUCGACAGCAGAACGGACAUCUGAGCAGCCGCUCAGCGGAUGGCGGACGAACUCCGAAGCAACUCAAUGCUGCCUACAACACGCCCAACGGUUAUGCCUCUGCUCCUGGUUCGGGAUCGGGGGGCGGGAAGUUGCUGGGCGGGGUCAAGUAUGAGCAGGGAGUUAAACCGGAACCGGAGCCGGAGCUGGACGCCGGCUAUGCUGAGGCCAAGUACAAGCCGAGCACCAACAACAAUAACAACAACAGUGUGAAACAGGAAUUUAUGCUGAAGCAAGAGUUGCCGCCGUCGGGACGACGUCGCAAGCGCAGCUCGAGCUCCAGUUCGAGUCCGUACAAGGAGAAGAAGCGAAAAAAGGAGAAGGCCGAUCAGCAUAGCAAGGAACUGCUGCCGGUGCCAGUGUUGCUGCCUGCCAACAACCACGAGCGAUUAUCCCACGACAAACUCGAGCUGUUGCAGCAGGAGAGCUCAACGACGGCGACGAUGACGACGACAACCACGGCCAAUGGGAGUCCCAAUCAGAAGUUGUCACAGCUGUCCCGCCAACAGCAGCAGCAGCCAGCGUCACAGCAGCAGCAACAGUCAACGACUGCGGCGGCAGUAGCAACCACAGCAACUGUUGCUGCGGUGCAAACGACGACACAACUGCCAACAACCUGCAGCGAAGCGGUGCAAACGACGCCGCCGCCAGCUGCAGCAUCGCCAGCGCCGCGUCUCAUCUAUCGCUCGCACUUCGACAACGAGGAGGAGCACACCAGCAAUGACCUCAUGAGAACCGAUCUACUGCUUCAGGAGGCAAUCAAGAAGAAGCGAGCCGCCGACUCGGAACGCUCCGACUGCUUUACACAGAUGACGCUCUAUUUGGAGGCUAUUGUGUACUUUCUGUUAACCGCCGAUGCCAUGGAGCGAACGAACAGUGAUGCCACCUGGACCAUGUACAAGGAUACCCUAUCGCUAAUAAAAUACAUUUCCUCAAAGAAUCGACCCUAUCAGCUAACAACGAAUGGCAAGCACGAAUCCCACAACAUUGUGGCCAUACUCAGCUUGCGUUGCCAAUCGUUGAUUUCCCUUAAGCUUUACAAACUGCGACGAGCUAAUUGUCGCGCCAUCAUCGCCAGCUGCUCGGAAUUCUUUCGAUCUGGCAGGGGGGACAUGCUAAAUGGCAAUACGCCAUCCUCCAUAUCACCGUCGAACUCGGUGGGCUCACAGGGCUCCGGUUCGAAUACGCCGCCUGGCAGAAUAGUGCCUCAAGACAUACACAAUCAGCUAUGCAAGCAGAAUGAGUAUCUCACCUAUGUAAACAGCUCUCACGAGUUGUGGGAUCAAGCCGACAGAUUGGUGCGAACCGGCAAUCAUAUAGACUUUAUUCGCCAAUUGGAUCAUGAGAAUGGACCUUUGACGCUGCACAGCACGAUGCAUGAAGUGUUUCGUUAUGUGCAGGCGGGUCUCAAGACCCUACGCGAUGAUAUCUCCUAUCAGCAAUCGCAGUUGCGAUAACUACAACGACAACAAGAUGAAAGAGAAGAUGAAGAAGAAGAAGAAGAACGGGAAAAAGAUUAUCAAGAGCAUCACCAGCACCAAACGUGUCUAAAUGAAAGUCAGGCCAAAUUAGCAACUAUUAUUAGAAUUAUUUACCAGAAUUAUUUAGUUGUUUAGUUUAGGAAAGCUUCCACGAAACAAAAGAAAACAGAAAACAGAACAGAACAGAGAACUGCAACAACAAUAUUUUUUUUGUUAACUAUUUCAUCAUUAAUUGCUAGUUAUGUUCUUCUUUGAAUAUGAAUUCAACCAUUUAAACAUUUAAAGCUAAACAUUAUUAUUAUGUAAUGCACAUUUACUUAUUUCCUUAUGCUCAAUUGUCACAUUUGGUUAGGCAUUUUAAGCUUUAUAUUUAUGCCUAGUUUUAAUUGAUAUUAUUAUAUACAGAACACACACACAUUUUUUAAACUCUAUCUAUAUAUAUAUAUAUGUUUCCUAGAUUAUAGCUAAAGCGCCCCCCUCCCCUCUAUUUUUAUGCCCUUCCCUCCCCGGCGUAUCGCUUUCAAAAUUUUAGUUGAAUUUUGUUUUUGUUUUUGAUUGAUAAAAUACACAAAAGAAUUAUGGCUUUUUAACAUUUAAGUUAGUUAAAUCUCUCCCCCUCUCUCUCUCUUUUCCUACCCUUUAAAAAUCGUUUCGUUUCGCACAUUUAGAAUAUUCUCGCUGGCCAAAAUUGUUAAUGCGCCUCAACAAAAAACAAACAAACCGAAAAGAAAAAUAAUAAACAUAAAGAUAAUAGUACAUUUUGUACAUAAGCUAAUCACAAACUAAACUAGAGAGUAUAAACAAAAUGAAGCGUGAAGUUGAUCUAUAAGUUAUGGUUUUUUUUAUUAUUAUUAUUAUUGAAUCUAAUUUAAAUGAAAAUUUAUUGAGUUAACAAAAAACAACAAACAACAACAAAGAGCAAAACACUAUUUUACAUAGUUUUAUUAAAUUACAUUUAAUUAUGUUUAUAUUAUUAAAUAUACAUUUAUAUAUAUUAUUGAUUUUAAACAUAAAACAAGAAGCGGAGAGAAAAAGCAAUCACGUUUUUAGAACAAAAUUUCAUUAAUGAAAAUAUAUACAGAUGGUAUAUAAAACACACACACUCACACAUACACAUACACACAACACACACAUAUAUAAUAUAUAUUUAAAAUAUAUCGCAUAUAUUUGCAAACUUUGUA
Drosophila albomicans is the source of this 7882-nucleotide messenger RNA. RefSeq names its product AF4/FMR2 family member lilli (gene lilli). Lineage: Eukaryota; Metazoa; Arthropoda; Insecta; Diptera; Drosophilidae. Gene Ontology annotation, biological process: regulation of DNA-templated transcription. The coding region runs from base 1194 to 6677 and encodes 1827 amino acids. The transcript is spliced from 12 exons. The record is from RefSeq and is a predicted model, not a curated record. Gene Ontology annotation, cellular component: nucleus; super elongation complex.